AGAAUUUCUCUUUCACCUCUAGGUCACAUCCUACCUGUGGGGCAUAGCCACUAAUCUCAUUAUACAUAACGCCGUCAAUUUCAAGUUUCAGCCUCAUCACUUGAUCUGAUACUCUUUUCACCUCCAAGACAUUCUUAGCCAACUCUUCUUUUAAAAUAACCCCGACUCCAUUUCUCUUCCCAACAACACCAUGGUAAAAUUAUUUAAACCCUGCCUCUAAACUUCUAGCCUAACUGCCUUUCCACCUGGUCUCCUGGACACACAGUAUAUCAACCUUUCUCCUAAUCAUCAUGUUAACCAACUCCCGAGAUUUUCCUGGCAUAGUCCCAACAUUCAAAGUUCCCACAUUCAAUUAUCGGGUCUGUGCUUUCCUCUUCUCUUUCUGCUUAACAACCCGCUUUCCACCUCUUCUUCAUCUUCGACCCACAGUAGCUGAAUUUCCACCGGCGCCCCACAGGUUGACGGUGCCGGUGGCGGACGUUGUUAACCCGGGCCACGACCGAUCCGGUAUGGAAUUCUUUGAAUGAACGCUCAUAUUUGUUUGGCAAAGUUUUAAGCCGAUGCCCUUCCUGACGCAACCCUCUGCAUUUAUCCGGGCCUGGGACCGGCCUAGUUUGCACUGGCUUGUGCCCCCCAUAGGGCUGCAUUUGUUCGUGACAAGCAAUGGUCUCCAUAAAUUUAGUGACAGUACUCUCAUUUAUGUACCUUUUCUUAAUAGACAUAGAGGUUGUCUGAACUUUUGGAAGAAUCUGUAAUUCAAUGAAUACACAAAAAUGGUCAGAAAUAGCCACAUCCUUAACGUCAAUUGAUAGACGCGUGUGCGGUAUUUGAAAUAAAGGAAGUACCGUAUGUUCAAUGUGUUGCAAUGAAUUAAACACUGGCUGGUGUGGAAGGGAAUGAGACAUGCCUUUAUCAUUAUCAUAGGCAUUUUAUUCCCGAAAAUAUCUGUAGGUGAACAGUUAUGUAUUUAAGUCAUAUAAUAGCCAACUCUUAGUUAAGUUGGUUUGGGUUAUGCCACAGAUUUUGCAAUUAAAUUCAAAUCAAAAUGGUGUCACAACAGACAACCUAAACUAUUUUUCUCCCUCGCUCCCCUCCUCUCUCUCUCUCUUUCUCUCUCUCUCUCUCUCUCUCUCUCUCUCUCUCUCUCUCUCGGAAGUGAUUGCCUUUCAAAAUAAGAGCAUAUUUUCCAAUCUGGAAAAUAUCAAUACAAGACAAAAAUUUAAUUGAUAGCAUAUAAAAAAUCUUAAUGUAUACUAUUUCGUAUAUAACAAGGGGGAUGAGGGUCGUAAUAGCGUAAAAAUAUUUGAGCAAUAAACCAGAAUCGCUCUCUUAGUUAGACUACCUUUCCUAGCCAAGUCACCGGACAUAGUCUGGAUGGGAGUAUUCCCGCUAGCUUUACAAUAGCUAGCUUGUUGAUAAGCACGUUUAUAUAUAUACACUUCAAGAGCAAAUAUCAUUUUUUGAACGUUCAGACUCAUCUGGAAGUUGGGAGCUGAGAGGUGAAUAGAAAGCAGCAGAGGAACCACUGACGCUGUUUUGUGGAGGAUGUCUUCAACAUUACUCUUCAACCAAGACAGUGUUAUACGCUUUAAAAAAAGGAAAGCCCGUUUCACUUUCAGUGAGGUCCACAUACUUUUGGAUGAAGUGAGGAAACAUCGCGCUGUGGUCGUGGGAAAAUUCAACCGCGGUGUGGGAACGGACGUUAAGAAGCGCACAUGGGCUGAAAUUGCAGCCCGUGUCAAUGAGAUUGGCGAGUGCCAGCGAGAGGUCAUUGAGGUCGUUAAGAAAUGGUCAGACCUGAAGUGUGACACCAAGCGGAAAGUUGCUGCCAUGCGGUCGGGCAAGGUGCCAAACCGGGGCAUCAACUCACGUCUUUCUAAAGACCUUAACCAAACAGAGAAAGUAGUGCUCCAGAUUCUGGAGAUGGAUCAGGAAGACCAGAUCAACAGUGACUUAGGCCCCCUUUGCGAUGAUGACUAUGUUGAAGAAAUGGAUGAGGACGACAUGGUUGGAAUGCAGAGUUCACCCAACGGUGCUGACGAGUUGUCAAUGCCUCCACCGAUGUCCUACUCUUCAAGUGGAUUUGCCCAGUCAGGGGACUCAUCACAGACUGCCUUUGAUAUGCAGUUUGAAAUACCUGCUUCAGAAGACUGGGAUGAUGACCCCAAAGAUGAUGCGCUACCCUCAAGUCAGGCUACGAAACUACAAGGGGAUCACCAAGGAAACAAUGGCCUCCAGAAACAAGAACAACCUCAUAUUUCCUCUGGGGCUUCAACCUCGACAGCCUCACUUCCGAUCACUGGUCAGCCCGGCGUAAAUGCGAGGGAAACCAUGCUACAAAAUGCGUCACUUAGCCUCCAGGAGCAGCAUGCCACCAACAUCCUGCUGGAAACGGUUUCCCGCUCCCUGGAGCUUCUGUCUGAGUCAGUGCAGCAGCUAGCAGAGACGCAGCAGGAGUUUGUGCGAGAGUCCCUGCAACUCCAAAGAGAAACAGUCCAGGUGCUUAGAGACUUUACAGGGAGCACCAUCACUCUCAUGCAUGAUAAACUGAAUGGACGGCCUGCAUUAUAGCAUCAAGUUGCCAGAUGUAUCCCUGACUUUAUACAGUAUAUGGCCUUCAGCCUCUAAAACCUUCAAUUUCCUUUGGAUUUUACACUGGUUACUGUAUUUAUGACAAUACUCGACAGAUAUUCCAUUAUUGGUGGAUACAAUUUAUUGUUAGAAAUAACUCCUGUCUGAGGAGUUUAAUUGAACUGUUUGUUUUGCUACUGAGAGUGAUACUUCUGUCACUGCAUUGUAAAGUAUGUAUCACUUUUCUAAGGCUUUCGUUGUUUUAUUGCUGGUAUUCAAGAAUGCUCAUUGAAUUUGAGGUGUGUCAUAUUCAGCGCGUUCUGUCCAUAAGUGUUCCCUUGUGUCUGUGUAUAGAGUAUCACUUGUACUGUAACCUUGAGUAGUUUUCAGCACCUGACCAUUAUAUGGUCCAUAUAUCUUAAAGCUAUACUUCUUAUUUUUAAAUCCUAUCCUGCAUUAUAUAUUAGAAUAUCCAAAAAUGAAACAUUUUCUUUUAGGCGUUGAAUAAACUAUGUGUAAACAUUU
Phyllopteryx taeniolatus (common seadragon) is the source of this 3096-nucleotide messenger RNA. RefSeq lists its product as uncharacterized. The record is from RefSeq and is a predicted model, not a curated record. The transcript is spliced from 5 exons. NCBI's taxonomy places the organism in Eukaryota, Metazoa, Chordata, Actinopteri, Syngnathiformes, Syngnathidae. Bases 1546 to 2571 code for a protein of 341 amino acids. Gene Ontology annotation, cellular component: nucleus.